CCAGCGCCAAUGGCGUGCGACAUCCAUGGCUUCGCAACAAACACGCAAGAAUUGGCAUUGGGCUGUGCUGUGUGUUCUGACAGGUGAACGCGAAGGUUUUGGAUCCUGGAACGGUCUCGGCACACGUCCGUCAUGGCUUUAAGUUUCGGGAGGCGAAGAUUUUCGAUUUUAAGAACUAUGUCGAGCAGAUGGAUGCGCUCUGCGCGGGAAAUCAGACGCUCCGAGUCCUUUACAAAGAAGUGGCGGAAAGCAAAACCAGUUUCAGCUUUCCCCGCGAAGCCUAUGCGAAGAGAGCGGUCUUCCUAUCCACGGAGGAUCCGCUGGUUGUGGUGGAGGCAUUGAAACUGUGUGCUGCAAAGGAUCCUUGGAAGGUGAUCUACGCCAAAGCAGACCGGAACAACAAGGAUUCCUGGUUCAGUGCGGGAAGAGGAGAAGCUGCACGAAGAGAAGUGAUGCUAGCAAUGAUGAAUUUGGAAUUGGCACUGGAGGCAGACGCCUGGGUUUGCACCUUGACAUCCAACUGGUGUCGCUUGAUCGAUGAACUGCGGAUGACCAUUGCCUUGAAGGCUUCGCAUCCAUACCUCAGCUUGUCCAAAGGGGCCAAGAUCUGUGAGAAGCGCUUGCCUCCGAAGCCCGAAUGUUACCUGGACUGGUGACGUCCGAUCUGGCGCUGGAAAAA
This is a messenger RNA of Cladocopium goreaui, 679 nucleotides long. NCBI's taxonomy places the organism in Eukaryota, Dinophyceae, Suessiales, Symbiodiniaceae. The record is from the annotation of a GenBank genome assembly.